UUGCACAUGUGCGUUGCAGUCAUGGCGGACCUGCAGAUGAAGCUCCUCCGCAAGAAGAUUGAGAAAAGAAACGAGAAAAACAAAAAACGAAAACAGGCGAAUAAGGCGGCAGAUGACCCCGAGCCGGAGAGCGUGACUGUCCUGCAGGAGUGUGAGAGAGCAGGAGAAGCACCUGCCACCAAUCCUGAGGAUGAGCUGGACGCCCAGACCCCGCCACAGUCCAGUCCUCAGAAGCCCAAGAAAAAGAAGAAACGGAAAGUCGCUGACGCUUCAAACGGACCGCAAGCUGAGAAGAGGACCAGGUUGGAUGGAGCAGAAGAGGAUGGAGCUGGAGAGGAGGAGGAGGAGGAGGAGGAGGAGGAGGAGGAUCAACCGCAGCUGCCCUCUGGUCUGACAGGUGCGUUUGAGGACACCUCCUUCGCCUCUCUGGCCGACCUGGUGAGCGAGAACACCCUGAAGGCGGUGAAGGAGAUGGGCUUCCAACACAUGACAGAGAUCCAGCACAAAAGCAUCCGCCCCCUGCUGGAGGGAAGAGACGUCCUGGCUGCUGCCAAGACCGGCAGCGGGAAGACCUUGGCCUUUCUCAUCCCGUCAGUGGAGCUCAUCUACAAGCUGAAGUUCAUGCCCCGGAACGGCACCGGCGUGGUCAUCCUCUCGCCCACCAGGGAGCUGGCCAUGCAGACCUACGGCGUGCUGAAGGAGCUGAUGGCGCACCACGUCCACACCUACGGCCUGGUCAUGGGCGGCAGCAACCGCUCGGCCGAGGCGCAGAAGCUGGCCAACGGCGUGAACCUGGUGGUGGCCACGCCGGGCCGGCUGCUGGACCACCUGCAGAACACGCCGGGCUUCAUGUUCAAGAACCUGCAGUGCUUGAUCAUCGACGAGGCCGACCGCAUCCUGGAGGUGGGCUUCGAGGAGGAGCUGAAGCAGAUCAUCAAGCUGCUGCCCAAGCGAAGGCAGACCAUGCUCUUCUCAGCCACUCAGACCAGGAAGGUGGAGGACCUGGCUCGCAUCUCUCUGAAGAAGGAGCCGUUGUACGUGGGCGUGGACGACAACAAGGACAAGGCCACGGUGGACGGCUUGGAGCAGGGCUACGUGGUGUGUCCCUCAGAGAAGCGCUUCCUGCUGCUCUUCACCUUCCUGAAGAAGAAGAAUCGCAAGAAGAAGCUGAUGGUCUUCUUCUCCUCGUGCAUGUCUGUCAAGUUCCACUAUGAGCUGCUCAACUACAUCGACCUCCCCGUCAUGGCCAUCCACGGGAAGCAGAAGCAGACCAAGCGCACCACCACCUUCUUCCAGUUCUGUAACGCCGACUCGGGGAUCCUGCUGUGCACGGAUGUGGCCGCUCGUGGCCUGGACAUCCCUGAAGUGGACUGGAUCGUCCAGUACGACCCCCCCGACGACCCCAAGGAGUACAUCCACAGAGUGGGCCGGACGGCGCGGGGCGUGGACGGCCGAGGCCACGCCCUCCUCAUCCUGAGGCCCGAGGAGCUGGGCUUCCUGCGGUUCCUGAAGCAGGCCAAGGUGCCUCUCAGUGAGUUUGAGUUCUCCUGGAGCAAAAUCUCCGACAUCCAGUCCCAGCUGGAGAAACUGAUCGAAAAGAACUAUUACCUGCACAAGUCGGCUCAGGAGGCCUACAAGUCCUACGUGAGGGCGUACGACUCGCACUCCCUCAAGCAGAUCUACAGCGUCAACACGCUCAACCUCCCCAUGGUGGCGCAGUCGUUCGGGUUCAAGGUGCCGCCGUUCGUGGACCUCAACGUCAACAGCAGCAAAGGCGCCAAGCUGAUGAAGCGCGGCGGCGGCGGAGGAUUCGGAUACCAGAAGUCGAAGAACGUCCACAAGUCCAAAAUCUUCAAACACGUCAAUAAAGGCAGGAGCGACAAGCGGCAGUUCUCCCGCUGACCAUGUGACUGUUCACUUCUGAUCUGUGUGUGAAGCCAUUAAACCAUGUGACCCCGGUCCAUCGUGCGUGUGUUGCCUCGUACAGGUCCAAACCUCAAUUCAAAGGACAAAGACCUCAAACUAACUGGGCCCAGAGGCCUGGUUCAGGUGAGCCAUGUGUUUUGGAGGGUGAGGUUUAGAGUGAGUGAGAGGCUGGGGAAAGGGUGAUGAGGAACCUCACAAUGUCCCCACAGGGACAGCAACACAAGCCUGUGUGUGUGUGUGUCCAGCGUGUUUGAUCCUGAGCUGCGGC
Synchiropus splendidus (mandarinfish) is the source of this 2194-nucleotide messenger RNA. RefSeq names its product DEAD (Asp-Glu-Ala-Asp) box polypeptide 18 (gene ddx18). The transcript is spliced from 14 exons. Bases 7 to 1902 code for a protein of 631 amino acids. The record is from RefSeq and is a predicted model, not a curated record. Gene Ontology annotation, molecular function: ATP binding; RNA helicase activity; nucleic acid binding. Gene Ontology annotation, cellular component: nucleolus. NCBI's taxonomy places the organism in Eukaryota, Metazoa, Chordata, Actinopteri, Syngnathiformes, Callionymidae. Gene Ontology annotation, biological process: maturation of LSU-rRNA from tricistronic rRNA transcript (SSU-rRNA, 5.8S rRNA, LSU-rRNA).